CUAGAGACGCCGUGUCGCUCGUAUCCGCCACCGGAAGUGCGUGGAUGUGGAGACCAGCAUGGCGGACGGGGAGAGGGCACUUUUUGCCUGGAUGCGGUGGACUCCCCUGUGGCCGCACUGCUUGCUCGUGUUGUUUGUGUUCCUUUAUGCGGACGGUUGUGUCGCCGGAGAUGAGACUUUCAGUGUUGGGAAAAGCGCCGUACAUUCUGCCGCUGCGUUCUCAGUAGCCACGGAUCGAAGAUACCUGCUGUACGAUGUGAAUCCCCCUGAAGGUUUUAAUCUACGGAGGGACGUGUUCAUUCGCAUGGCUUCUUUAAUGAAGGCUCUCCUCAAGAAAGGGCCUUGGGUUCUUGUGUUGCCCCCCUGGGGACGCCUCUAUCACUGGCAGACUCCAGACAUCUACCAAGUCCGAAUUCCCUGGGGUGACUUCUUUGACUUGGACAGCCUUAAUAUGAACAUACCUGUUAUUGAGUACGAGCAUUUCAUAGCAGAGUCUGGUGGCCCUUUCAUAGAACAGGUGUAUGUCCUACAAAAUUAUGCAGAAGGGUGGACAGAUGGAAAAUGGGAGGAGAAGGUUGAUGAGAGACCUUGCAUAGAGCAACUCAUGUACUCGAAAGACAAGCAAGGAUAUUACCGAGGCUGGUUCUGGGGUUAUGAGGAGACGAGAGGCCUGAACGUCACCUGCUUGUCAGCCCAGGGACAUGCGUCAAUCGUGGUUCCCAUCCUGCUGAGAAACACAACUGCUCGAUCAGUGAUGCUGGAUAGAGCAGAAACACUUCUUCAUGAUCACUAUGGUGCAAAGGACUAUUGGGAUACUCGACGAAGCAUGGUGUUUGCAAAGCACCUCCGACUGGUAGGAGAUGAAUUCCGAUCCAGGUACCUUGAUUCUAAUGAUGUGGAUGACAAGACAGACUAUAAUGAAGACUGGACAAAACGAAAGAUACGCUCUGGUUAUGCAAAGGGUGGUCCUUAUCUAGCAAUUCAUCUUCGAAGAAAAGACUUUCUCUGGGGACACAGGGAAGAUGUUCCUAGUCUGCCAGCUGCUGUCAACACCAUACGUGAUAUUAUGAAGAAACAUAAACUGGACAAAGUAUUUAUUGCUACAGAUGCUGAUGAUGAUGAAUUAGAGAAAAUAAGUAAACUUCUUCCAGAAAUGAGAAGGUAUGAGCCAACUUGGGAAGAAAUGGAAUUAUACAAAGAUGGAGGAGUUGCGAUUAUUGAUCAGUGGAUCUGUGCUCAUGCAAGGUAUUUCAUAGGCACAUCUGUUUCAACGUUUUCCUUCAGAAUUCAUGAAGAACGUGAAAUAUUAGGAUUUGAUCCUAAAACAACUUAUAAUCGAUUCUGUGGUGAUAAUGAAAAAGACUGUGAACAGCCAACCCACUGGAAAAUAGUUUACUGAUCAAAGAAAUACACAACUUUUUAACGGUGCUAUCAUUUUAUGAAGAGUAUUAAAAUGUAUUUUCAGUAUCCACAUAUGCUGUUAUGCAGUGGUUAAAUGUUUGGAUGGUGUUGACAAAAAAUUAAACAGAAUGAUUUCAGUAUUUCACAAUACUCCAGGGGUUAUCUUAAGAUGUCCCAUGAAGUAGAACAAACAUACACCAUACAUAGAUAGACUAUUUAAAAGAUAAGCCAGCAUUCAGAAACAUAAGCAUUACAGCCAUUUAACAUAUUGUUAAGUGAUUCAUAAAAAUGAGUUUACAGACUCAGUGCUGGAAGUAGGCAUUGUCAGUGCUAAUUUAUUUCUUUAAUUCUUAAAUGUAAUCACGUUGUUUCUCAUU
Messenger RNA from Polypterus senegalus (gray bichir), 1778 nucleotides. RefSeq names its product protein O-fucosyltransferase 2 (gene pofut2). Lineage: Eukaryota; Metazoa; Chordata; Cladistia; Polypteriformes; Polypteridae. The coding region runs from base 59 to 1399 and encodes 446 amino acids. The transcript has 9 exons. Gene Ontology annotation, molecular function: peptide-O-fucosyltransferase activity. The record is from RefSeq and is a predicted model, not a curated record. Gene Ontology annotation, biological process: protein O-linked glycosylation via fucose.